Molecule: messenger RNA, 1371 nt
Organism: Hyalella azteca
Lineage: Eukaryota; Metazoa; Arthropoda; Malacostraca; Amphipoda; Hyalellidae
Exons: 5
Coding region: 165-695 (176 amino acids)
Source: RefSeq, a predicted model, not a curated record
UGGUAAAAAUUUACCAUUAUCGAGAAAUUAGCAGCAAAUUCCAUAGUUUUUAAUAUUCUUUUCAGGAUUCUGUGUUAACCAUCGUUUCUUUAUCGUAUUAAAUACAAAUUCAAUAAUCAUCCAUUUCAACGCAACGCAGCAGCAGCCACAGCAAAAUAACAGCGAUGAUGAAACAAGCUAAGGCAAGCCCGGUGCUGGUCUUGGCCCUGCUGGUGCUGGCAUCGGCGUCUCUGCUACUGGACGUCGCUACCGCCUUCUCGCUCGACUGCAGGAAAUUCGUGUUCGCUCCUCAGUGCCGCGGCAUCGUCGCCAAGAGGGCUGCCUGGGAGCGGGGGGUCAUGGCUCCCCCCGCUGACUACAUUUCCGCUGAGACUUUGCCGUCCCUGAAGCCGGCGCUGGAGGGGACGAUCAUAGACGUGGACGACGAUGCGGCGUACAAGACGUACGAGGGCCUCGAGGACCUCAGGACUGCUGACGAAGAGGACGACAUCGAGAACGAAGCCAGGGACGAAGCCAGGUUCUGGGCGAGCGCCAGAAAACAGAUGGCUCGUAUCAACCAACUCAGGCGGUUACAGAACGACAAAGAUGGCAGGCCGCAGAGAUAUGCACCUCACGUUGUCCGCACCCGCAGCACCAGCGGCCCCGUCCGCAAAACUGUCGUUCGUCCAUCGUCUUCCGGCGCCGCCAACAACUAAAUAAAUUACUUUACCUUUAUUCCAUGAACAAAGUAAAGAACACAUGCCUAUUGCAAAACUUUAUCUCAACAAAGUUGAUGAAAUGAGAUAAAAUUUGCUUAAAAUUUUAUUUAAAAUUUAAGAGGAAAGUUAAGUGAUCGUUUAGUGGAAACUAAGAAACAAAUAAAUCGUCACUCAUCGACUGGUUUGAAGUUAAGAUCAAAAAUAUAUCUUACGUAAUUAAUUUGAUUUCCUCGUUCUCUGUGGUUGAAUCAAGACUAUGUCUAGCAGAUCUUUUCCCGUAAAUAUAUUAAUUUGUGUUAUUUCAGCAAUAAUAUAUAAUUUAUUCUAUAUGAAUUUUUAGAGAUCUUUUCAGAACCUUUUUAAGUCUUGAUCAAAUUUCUAUGCCUAGUUAUUUGAAAGUCACAGAGGUCACAAAAUGUAAAAAGGCAGCGUGUGUCGUUUCAUCAAAUAUCUAGUGAACAGAAAAUUCAUUUUAAAAUAUAGUGAGUAAAAGUAAAAAACGCUGGCAAUAACGUUGACAUGGAUUUUAGAGGAAGCGGUUAAUUUGGUCAAUCGACAAGCUAAAUAGGGUAAACGUAUCCAAUUUUUAGUAAAAUGUAUAAGUUUGUUUCCAAAGCACGUACUAGAUAUUUCAACAGCCAAUAAAACAAUGUUCAGAGCAUUAUGAUGACUU